AUGGGGAAGCUAAACUUUGACAUCGACGAUGCCGACCUGCUCAAGACUUACAAUAUAUCAACUCUGUCGCCGGUAAAGUGGGAAGAGAUAGAUCAUGACGCAGACAACUCGCUCGCGGGUUCACUGACAAGCUCGAGCAACGAAGGGGAAGUCGACCCACUGGCUCUCGGAACCGUCAUCGAUGUACGGAAUAUGGACCUAGAUACCAAGGCUGCUGUCCUCAUUUCCUCCAAGUCAUUCAACCCGAAAGCCUUCCUGUCUGCGGUACACCCUAAUGCGACUUAUCAGGAUCUCGCGGCAGGUAUCGCUCACCUCAGGGCUUCGAUAGAGUCGAGAUCGGAAGCAGUGAGGAUUCUUGUGGAGGAGAAUUUCGACAGAUUUGUGGCCGUCAAGGCGUCGACUGAUGCGCUGCAUGCAGAGAUGCGGGAGGGACUCUUGGCAGGGCAGAACGACUUCGGAACGAAACCCCUACGUGAACACCUCAAGAAUUCCGCACAGAAAGCAGAUCAAGUAUUUCUCCCGGUUCUAGAGAACGCCCUCAAGGCACAAAAACUGCGUACUACGCUCAGCGUUUUCGAGCGGUCGAAAUUCUUUUUCAACUUACCAGGUUCACUGAUUGAGUCAAUCGAUUCGGGCCGCUAUGAAGCUGCCAUGAGAGACUACAAGAAGGGCAAAUUCUUGCUCGAGUCUCGACCGGGCCAACUACUCCCAGUGGGAUCUAAGAAGGAUGGUCCGGCUUCUACGAAUGCAGAGGAGCGUCAGAGGCGAAUAUUGGACAAGGUGUGGAGCACUGUAGAGAAAGUAAUGGGAGAGAUGAAGAAUCAGCUUGUUGCGAAACUGGAAGACCCCUCUCGAAGUGUCGAAGAGCAGGAGAAGACGAUUGAGAUAUUGGUCGAAUUGCAUCCAACCGACGACCCAGUAUGGACUUACUUCGACGCUCAGCACAAAUACAUCCUACAGCACAUGCAAGAAACAUACACCGCUUCCGUCGCAUACGUUCAAUCGGUGUUCGAGAGAGCUACUCCCCAGGAUACAAGUUUAAGAGCACUGACUCCAGCUUUGUCUGAGCAACUGCAGAGUUGUAUCAUCGCGUUGGAGUCCAAACAGAACGAUACCAUUAUUCCUCAAUCGGGUGGACAUGAUAUUUGGCAGGCCAUUUUGGCGAUGGUCAAAGGUGUCUCUGAGGCCAUGCUGUCCUCACUCCCGAAUUUUUGGCGAAUCGCCAGAUCGUUCAUGGACGGCAAGUUCAAAAAGGGGCCUCCAUCACGUCGGAGUCCUUUGCAAUGUCGCACAAUGGCACUUGACAUCGUGAAGCUCUAUAUCUCUCUCCUAUCGGAAUUUUUCAUGUUUUCCGACAUGGCCGUAAUGACCCCUCCGGGUAGUGCUUCCGACACAGCACCUCCCUUACUCCCCAAGGAUUCAAAUUCGCUCACGACUGCUCAUCAUCUGAUGAAAGUUCUGGGGGAGCUGCAGGACAGCAUCAAUGAUAUCCAGGGUAUGGAAAUUUCCAACGAGGCCUCUUCGAUCCUAAAGGAGUUGUUGGAAAGUGCUCGGUGGAAAUUCGAGGACAUAUUCACUCAGGCCUGGCUGAGAGAUGCAAACGUCUUCUACAAUCUGGAGAACUGGAUCGGCUCGGCCGUUGUCCCAUACACGACUAUCUACCUAUCACAGAUGCGGGUCUUCCAGAAGCAUGUCACCACAUGCGCGUUCAAGAUAGCUGGUGGAGUGGAUCUCUCGUCUUCCUCCAGCAUGUCGUCAUCGCGUGUGGGCAAACGAAGGCCUGUCGCACCAGAAUUCACUGCCAAAAUCGUCAAGGCUUUUCUAGAUACUCUCUACGCAUUCUUAGAUGGGCUUGUGCAUCUUGCCUCCGACGAGUCACCGACGGUGGCAGGGACACAUCUCAAAUUAGCGGAUAUGACUGUAUUAACAGGGACGAACCCGCUGGAACUUGUCGACAUACAGGAUGCGGACAAUCGGCUUCUGCUCGUUGUCUCGAACUUCGGGUAUCUGAUGAAUUCGCUCAUCCCGAGCAUGACGAACGAAUUGGAGGAUACGUUCGGGAUCACGACAGAAGAUGACAAACGGACCUUGGCAAAGGUCGUGCAGGAACUCGACGAGACCCUCUUCGGGAGUUAUGUCAAUCCGAAAGCGGCGACUCUCAUUGACAUGGUGCGAAACGGUGUCUUGGAUCCGCAGAUGGACUGGUAUGAGACGCCACAGCCAAAGGAGAUUCGCUCGUACGUGUACGAGGUCCUCAUGUAUCUGGUGGGCGUGCACGCCCAAGUCAGCGCCGUUGCCGCUCCGCUUUUGGAACGGACACUGAGCGCCCUUGUCGUGACCGUCGCAGAAGAAGCGCUGCGCUGCUUCCGCCAAGUUAAACGCUUUGGCAUGGGAGGCAUGCUGCGCGCAACACUAGAAAUUGAAUUUUUGCAUCAGACACUCUCGCGCUACGUGACCUCGUCCGCGGAACAAACACUAUCCGAUCUGUACACGACCAUAUCGCAAGCAUACGCCCGUCGACCUGGGGAUGAGAACCUUCAAGCGAACCUUGAUGUAGUCAAGAAAACUUUGGCAGACACGCGUCGUGCAACUGGCAUUGAGUUCCUGUGCUUCAGGCAGACCAAGGAAAAGUCUAGGGACAAGAGCUCCUCAGCCUCCAAGACCAAGGCAAAGACACCCCGCAAAGAAGAUAACUUGGGAGCUGCUAAGGCGCCCAUACAGUAA
This is a messenger RNA of Sparassis crispa, 2724 nucleotides long. RefSeq lists its product as hypothetical. Gene Ontology annotation, cellular component: exocyst. Gene Ontology annotation, biological process: exocytosis; Golgi to plasma membrane transport. NCBI's taxonomy places the organism in Eukaryota, Fungi, Basidiomycota, Agaricomycetes, Polyporales, Sparassidaceae. The record is from RefSeq and is a predicted model, not a curated record. The transcript is spliced from 16 exons. The coding region runs from base 1 to 2724 and encodes 907 amino acids.